AUGAGUGCAUAUGGAGGUCUAGGGCCCAUGACCGUUGCGGUCCACUGGGUGGAGCUUGUCAUCUGCGCGAUCUUUGCAGGGCUACGACUGUUUACGCGGAAGUUCAUUCUGGACUCCGUUGGAGCAGAUGAUUACCUAGUUAUAAUUGCCCUAGUGAGAAAGGCACCAGCAGACCCUCAUGCAAUUGCACAGACUGACAUCACACAGGUCCUCCAAAUACUCUAUGUUGUCUUCGUCACCAUAGGGAGUGCCUACGGACUAGGCCGGCUUUUCGUCGACGUUGGUGAUCCCGUCACCUAUUUCACGGCCAUCAAGUAUGAAUUAUUCAGCCAGGUCGCUGGGAUCAUGGCCAUCGGCGUCGGCAAGUUAGCUGUCGGCAUGUUCCUGCUGCGCAUUGUACGCAAUAAGAUCCAGAUUGGGGUCAUCUGGGGCUUCCUGGCAGCGACCACGUUCAUCACACUGUUCGCCAGUAUCUGCGUCAUAGUACAAUGUAUUCCAGUCGAAAAAUCGUGGAACCGCAUGGCGGAAGGAACGUGUUGGCUAGACUUUUCCAAGGUUGGCUUCACUGUUGGAUCUUGGUUUGUCGUUGACGACUUUUGCUUUGCGAUUCUUCCAUGGUUCAUAGUCUGGGAUCUGAACAUGAAGCGAAAGGAGAAAUUUACUGUUGCUGGGGCUCUGAGUCUAGGGGUGUUCGCUGGAGUAUGCGGCAUUGUCCGGACAGUGGCUCUCGGAGGGCUGAAUGCAUCCGAGUACAUCUAUGACACCGUGCCCAUGCUCCUCUGGUCGUCCACCGAAAGUACGGUCACGAUCAUGUGCUCCUCGAUCGCCGUCCUGCGUCCUCUGUACGUUCGCAUCCGGUACGGCACCGACAGCAAGAACAGCUCAGGCAAGGACUCGUAUAAAAUGCCUAUGUACGGGAGUAGUCGGAAGAAUGGCAAGUUCUCCGGGCUUGACGAUUCCAUCCUCGACACAACGACCACCUUUACUGAGCAGAAGUCUCCGGUCAACUUUACCACCAACAAUAAGAGCGAUGAGGCGAUUGUCCAGGGUGCUGCUGGGAUUGAGAGGACGGAUGAGGUGUCGGUUAGCUAUGAGGCGUAUAACAAGGUCUAG
Molecule: messenger RNA, 1113 nt
Organism: Aspergillus terreus NIH2624
Lineage: Eukaryota; Fungi; Ascomycota; Eurotiomycetes; Eurotiales; Aspergillaceae
Exons: 4
Coding region: 1-1113 (370 amino acids)
Source: RefSeq, a predicted model, not a curated record